AUGUGUGUACCUCGAGAAACUCCAGCCUCUGAUGUAAUUGACGGUAAGCUUUAUGUGAUGGGAGGAAGCCACGAGUAUGAUAUGAUUAAGCAAUGGGGUGAGGUUUACGACCCAAAGACACAAACAUGGGAGACAUUUUCUAUAUUUUCUCCCGCAGAAAGAUAUUUCACCACUCAAAAGAGGGUGGUUCCAGGUAGAUUGGUAAUGGAUGGAAAAGUUUAUGACAAUAAUGGGUUAAAGCUAAUUAACUAUCAGAAGCAUAUUUGCUUGGUAGAGAUAGACAAGAACGUGUUUUGCCAAAUAACUGUUUUAUGUGGUAGCCUAUAUUGGCGUGAUGCAAAUAAAGAUUUGGUGUGGAGGGGACUUGAACAACUGUCCCCUAAUUCAAAUUUUCCUAAGCAUCUUGUUUCGGUAGCAAAAUCGUGCGGAGAAAGAAGAGUGACAGUUUGGUGGAAAGAGGUGAAGUUUUGCCGUGAAGGUCGCCGUAAUAAUAAGAAAUGUCAAACGGAGAUUUGGUGUGCAGAGAUUUCAUAA
This is a messenger RNA of Arabis nemorensis, 534 nucleotides long. NCBI's taxonomy places the organism in Eukaryota, Viridiplantae, Streptophyta, Magnoliopsida, Brassicales, Brassicaceae. The record is from the annotation of a GenBank genome assembly.